UUGCGAUGGAACACUGAUAACAUCGAGAAAGAAAACUGUCUUGUUUCGUUUCAGGGAUCGUCGACGGCUCCACCACCGAAACAAGUCGACUUCUCAUCGCAGACGAUUCCGGAGCUGAUCUACACCCGGGCAGACAGCGAUCGCGUUGCCGUGGUGUUCGACGCCGAGAGGGUGUCGUUCACGUUCGCCAAGGUGGCCAGUGAGAUGGAGACGUUGGCGGCCGGUUUUCUUUCGAUCGGCCUCGUUCCCGAUGACAGAAUCCUCAUUUGUGGAAGCAAUCAUUCACAGGUGUUUCUGAGUGCAUUCGCCGCGUCUCGAGCUGGUCUGGUGUUCUCUUUGGCGAAUCCGAAUUUCCACGAUGAAGAGGCUUUCUGUCACGCGCUGAAGCUGGGCAAUUUCCGUGCGGUGGUUUGCUUUCGAGCGCCUGAAGCCCAUGAUUAUCUCCAUAGCCUGCUCGUGCGUAUCUGCCCUGAGCUGAUAGGAAGUCACAGAGGUGAACUAAAGAGUGCCGCGCUUCCGAACCUCAGCCAUAUCAUUCUUGCCGAAGAGGAACAUCGUCACGGGUUGGGCACUACCGCUGAGCCGAAACUGGUCGCUAUUUCGCAUUUUCAACUACUUAAUGGUGCUCGAGCUGUGGUGACAUCGUUCGGUAUUAAAAAGGAUGCGAAUUUCUUGCAGCAAUCCCUAGCUUGCGCUCUUCCAUUGUUUCGCUUGCCGAUUUUCGCUCUUGUAUGUCUCUCGCCGUUCCUCACCGAUUCACGUACCGUCUUUCCCGAACCACAACCACUGCCGAGAAAUCUUUUCGCCUCUGUGAAGAAGUACAGUUGUUCGACACUACUGACGAAUGGUGUGGCCUUACGUCUUCUGCUGAAAAUCAGCGAAACACAGCGCGUCAAACUCGACAGCAUCGAGCAGAUCCUUUUGCUUGGUGAUCGCGUCUCUAAAGAAGCUUUGCAGAGCAUCCAAAAACAAGCCAAUAACGUCAAAAUCAUCGCGGUCGGCUACAUGCUCACUGAGACAGGAUCGAUUCCGAUCAUGGGAGACGCUACUACUGACUUCACAAGAAUGGUAGGCAGAGCCAUCGCCGGAUACAAGGUAUGA
Molecule: messenger RNA, 1101 nt
Organism: Angiostrongylus costaricensis
Lineage: Eukaryota; Metazoa; Nematoda; Chromadorea; Rhabditida; Metastrongylidae
Source: the annotation of a GenBank genome assembly